AUGGCUAGGUCAUUGCCACGUUCCUUGAUGAACUUUGGCUUGUUCAGUGCAUUGCUCUUCCUGAUUAUAUACCUGAACGGCCCAGACUCAAAGACCAAGACUUUUGCCUGGAACGAGAUCCGCUACAAGCCCUCCUCAGCCACGCUGCCCGAGUCUCGAGGAAUCUGUCACGGCUUAUCGAGCAGCUCAAAGCCAGCACUAGUUGUAUCCCGAGUCGCAGCGGAUGGGGAUCCAAAAUGGCUCGAUCCACUGUCCAAACUGUCCCAUUUUUGCGUUUACACUGUUGAUGCGCCUGUCCAGGAUUAUAAGUACCUCCAAGUUCCCGCGAGGCGCGGACAUGAAGCGAUGGCAUAUCUGACAUUCAUCAUCGACAACUAUGAUCAUAUCCCGUCAGCGGGCGCAGUGUUUGUCCAUGGAGCACGCUUCCAGUGGCACAAUGAUGAGCCUCAGUAUGACAAUGUUGCCCUUCUCUCGAGGCUGAAUGUCUCGAGAGCGCUGGAGUCGUCUGGGUAUCAUAAUCUUCGUUGUGAUUGGAGUUUGAGCACUUGCCCCUCCUCCGUCCCACCGCAAGGGAGCUUUGAGACUUCUUCUCAGGCACAACUCGUGCCGUGGGAUGAUCGCGCGGUCUCAGAUGCAGGUCUUCCCAAGGCUCUCGCUGCUCUGUUUGGUGCUGAGGAUGCUAUAGGAGUGCGCCCAGGUCCCGCGGAUGCUGUUCGCUCUCAGUGCUGUGCGCAGUUCGUCGUGUCGCGGGAGAGCAUCAUGCGUCAUUCCCGCGAGGAGUACGCUGCUUUGCGGCAAUGGUUGCUCGAGGACAAACGAGGCGAUCUUGUGCUUGGAAGGAUCAUGUCAUAUGUGUGGCAUAUUUUGUUUAUUAAGCAAGGGAAAGUCCGGGCAGGGAACGAAGGGAUUGAUCUCGAGCUGCUGAACAAACAAGCUUGUCCGAGUGCUGCGCAGUGCUAUUGUCGCUUGUAUGGACGCUGCGGUCUUGAGCGCUGUAUUGCGAGUUCGUGCUAUGGGCAGUAUCAGCUUCCACAAGAUUUGAAACUACCAAAAGACUGGGCUGAGACACACGGGUAA
Hyaloscypha bicolor E is the source of this 1077-nucleotide messenger RNA. RefSeq lists its product as uncharacterized. NCBI's taxonomy places the organism in Eukaryota, Fungi, Ascomycota, Leotiomycetes, Helotiales, Hyaloscyphaceae. The record is from RefSeq and is a predicted model, not a curated record. The transcript is spliced from 2 exons. Bases 1 to 1077 code for a protein of 358 amino acids.